GGCGCUCUGUUACAUUAACGACGCGCUCCCAUUUUGACGCGCGGCGGCGCUGCAGUUGCAUUUCAAAGUUGGGCUGUGUAUUUCUGACUUUUCAUUUUCCAAAGUUUCCCGGGCGAUGCACGUGGCAUUGCCGCUACCUGACCGCUUGGAACAGCGUGAGAGUUCCGGUUAGCACCUUGGUCCACUGGAUGUGGUGCUUAACCCAAACCAACCAACCAACCAUUUUCCAAAGUUGGGUCGAAGAAAAAGAAGGCCUUUAAACAUAUUGAAAUGCAGCAUGGCGUGUCUUGCCUUUCGAGAUGAGGAUUUGUAGUUGUUAUUCUAAUAGCAUAUAAGUGACAGGGCAAUGUUGUAAGGCCGGCGGAGGGCCGUGUGAGGGAGGAUGCCCAAGUUUCCGCGCGCCACCGGCCGGGUGACGCUCUACCCGUACGACCGGCAGUACGGCUGGAGGCCCACGCUCGGCGACCAGGACGCCAUCUCGUCCCGGCUCUACUCGCGUGUGGCACCUGUGGCGACAUAUGAAGAUUUCAAGGGAUCUGGUGGAGCCGUCUUUAACUUGGAAUUCUCCAAGGAUGGGAAGGUGCUGGUGGCGGCCUGCGAGCGGCGCUGUGUGCUUCUGUUCGACACGCUCACGCGCCGGAACGUGCACACCGUGGAGGAAGCGCAUCAGGGAUACGUCAACUGCGUCAAGUUCCUGGACUGUCGCAUGUUCGCCUCGUGCUCGGACGAUAAGACGGUGGCCAUCUGGGACGUGCGCAAUCUGCGCCAGAAGGUGCACUGUCUGGAGGCGCACAGCAACUGGGUGAAGAACAUCGAGUACCUGCCGCACAAGAGCCUGCUGGUCACGUCCGGCUUCGACGGCAGCAUCUACACCUGGAAUCUGAACAACGUCGGAGGCUCGGAGCAGCGGACGCAAAACACACGGGUACUGCACACCAACGGCCUGAUGCGCACCAGUCUGACACCCGACUUCAGCAAGCUGGUGAUCUGCACCAACAACGGCUACCUGAUGGUGGUGCACGACGUCGACUUCGACACCAUGCAGGAAGACCUGCGGGGCUUCAAGCCGAGCCUGUAUAAACUGAUGCAGAUCAGUAAGACGCCGUUCCCUGCGGCUGCCCGCUACACGCACCUGUUUGAUACGUCUCGACGGCGCAACCGGAUCGAGUUCAUCACAGACUUCCCGGAAGGAAACGAGGCAGAGAUGAUCGCCUCGCUGGCGAUGCACCCGCUCGGCUGGUGUGUGGCCAGCCGCAACACGAGCAGCGAGGAGGCCUCCGAGUGGACGUGCGUGCACGACAUCCAGGACGAGCGGCUGCGGCCCGGAGACGACGACGCGGAUCCGGACUCGUCCGGAGAUCCGCCGGAGCCGGAGCUGCCUCCGCCGCCGCCUCCGCCGCCGCCAGAGCAGCUGGCCGACGACGAGCGGUCGCGGCGGCCGGCGGCCAGCAGCCCGGACCCGCUGCGGGAGCUGCAGGACAUCUCCCAGUCGACCGGCUCGCUGUUCACGAUCCGCGUCAACGGCCGGCGGCCGGACGGAGAGGCCGAGCCCGAAGAGCCGGGUGCCGGCGACACGGCCCGACGGCGGCCGCUCAUGCAGAUCCGCUUCAAUGCCACGCUGCGCCACGGCGCCGGCGAGCCCAGUCUGAUCCACGAGCUGGCCGGCCGCAGCAUCGAGCUGCGCGCGCCCUCGGCAGACGUGGUCGAGGCGCUCGAGAUCAUCCGCGAGCACCGGCGCCGCCAGCGCGCGCUCGAGCGCGGCGAGUCGCCCGAUGUCGGCGGCGACGCUCAGGGUCCGUUCAUCAUCCGCGCCGGUCCGAGUCGGCACGGCGGCGGCGCCGACUCGGUGUUCCUGAUCGGCUCCCAGGCGCGCGCGAGGGAGCGCUACCGCCAGGUGGACCUGAGCCACCAGAUCGCGCAGAACCGGCCGCGCCUGACGCGCUACAUCGAGGAGCCCAACCUGCGACUGACGCACGGCUUCAUCAAGGAGCUGUGCUUCAGCGCCGACGGCCGGCUGCUCUGCUCCCCGUUUGGCCACGGCGUGCGGCUGCUGGCCUUCAGCGAGACGGGCCAGGAGCUGAGCACGUGCUGGGCGCCGCCGGCGCGGCCGCUGCACGAGCUGGCCGCCACCUCGUCCCACAAGCGCGCUGUGGUGACGGCCAAGUUCUCGCCGUGCGAGUGUCUGCUGGUGACGGGCUGUCUGGGCGGCAGCGUGGUCUGGCACCAGCCGCGCCUGGUGUGAGUCGCCGCGCCGCCCCGCGAGCCCUUCUGUGAUAGACGCCUGCCGCCGCCGCCGCACGCGGCGGCUUCACGGACAGCCGGUGCUGGUCGGACGGCCGUGAGGGUCGGGCCGGUACCUCAGUCUGCCCGCUCCGCCGGUGCGCCCGCGUGUCGUUUUUGUUUACUGUGGCGAGUCUGUUUCGCCCGUGCCGGUUUAUGGCCUCUGUCUGGCCAGCCGCCCCAGAGGCGGACACGGUAAAACUACGCCGUCUCAACCGGCCCAGAGUCGGAGUGUGGACGACUGUGCUGUCCUGGCCGCCAGAGGCUGACUGUGGGCGGCUGCGUCCGUGUGGGUGUGUCGGUGUAUUUGUAUGUUUGUUGUGGGACACGCGUCGGGUGGAAGCCGUAUACUGUUUGUUUGUGAAGACAAUAAUGUUCCCGCACGCGCCGCCCGACUCAUGAUGUGCGAUCCCCGACGAUCUUCCAUGUUCUUUAGCUCAAAUAAAACGAUCAUAAUUGA
Messenger RNA from Amphibalanus amphitrite, 2740 nucleotides. RefSeq names its product DDB1- and CUL4-associated factor 10-like. Lineage: Eukaryota; Metazoa; Arthropoda; Thecostraca; Balanomorpha; Balanidae. Gene Ontology annotation, cellular component: Cul4-RING E3 ubiquitin ligase complex. The record is from RefSeq and is a predicted model, not a curated record. The transcript is spliced from 8 exons. Bases 383 to 2242 code for a protein of 619 amino acids. Gene Ontology annotation, molecular function: protein binding.